This is a messenger RNA of Microthlaspi erraticum, 1536 nucleotides long. The record is from the annotation of a GenBank genome assembly. Lineage: Eukaryota; Viridiplantae; Streptophyta; Magnoliopsida; Brassicales; Brassicaceae.
AUGGAAAAUGAGAUCAUGGAAGAAAGGUUUGAAGAUUGGAGAGGGAGAGAGACAAUCCCUGGCAAACAUGGUGGGGUUAGAGCAGCUUCAGUUGCUUGUGUCGUGGAGAUAUUGGAGAUAAUGGUGUCCAUAGCUCUUGGAAACAACAUGGUGUUAUAUUUCAUGAAAUCAAUGCAUUACUCAUCAGCCGAAGCAGCAAAUAUGGUGACCAAUUAUAUUGGAACAUCUUAUUUGAUGACUCUCUUUGGUGGUUUUGUUGCCGACUCUUUCCUCACUCGCUCCACUACUUACAUAGUUUUUGGUUCCAUUCAAAUCCUGGGUUUUGUUGUGUUGACAUUACAAGCUCAUAUCCCAAGUCUACAACCUGAGGGAAACAAAACACCUUCGACUCUUCAAUCAGCUGUUCUUUUAACGGGACUUUACGCGAUAGCUAUUGGUUCUGGCGGAACAAGGCCCUCGUUGAUUGCCCAUGGAGGCGAUCAAUUUGAAAGUAGACACCAGAGACUGAUCUCAAAGUUCUUCAAUUGGUACUACUUCUCUAUAUGCUUUGGAUGGCUCAUGGCCGUAACCGUUAUGGCCUGGAUCAAAGAUUUUUUCUUUGUAUCAACUGUGCUUCUAGCGGCUUCGCUUUGUAUCUUCACAGCAGGAUUACCAUUAUACCGUUUGAAACGUCCUAGCGGAAGUCCCUUGACAAGAAUUGCAAAUGUGUUUAUCUCUGCCGCAAGAUAUCGAAAUGGUUCUGUGUUGGAUGUAGAGAUAAUGCAAAGUCUUACAUCUACCGAUAACAACAUUCAUCACAACAAGUUAAAGUGUUUGGAUAAAGCAUUGCUAAACAAAAACAUCUCAGCAACACAAGUUGAAGAAACAAGAACAUUUCUUGGCCUCCUACCAAUCUUUGCAAGCACAAUUGUCAUGAACUGUUGUGUGGCACAAUUGUUGACUUUCACCGUACAACAAGGCAUGACCAUGAAUAGAAAAAUCUCUUCAUCAUUCGAGAUCCCCGUACCUUCCCUUAACGUGAUCUCUAUCAUCUUCCUUCUCUGUUCCAUACCCUUAUACGAACUCUUUGGCAAAAACACCAAUAGAACAUCGAGCUUCUCUUUGAAACGCAUUGGCCUCGGCUUGAUUCUCUCAUCUGUUUCGAUGGCGGUUGCAGCCAUUGUGGAGGCCAUGAGGAAACACGAGGCGGUUCACAAUGAUUUCAGAAUCUCUAUUUUCUGGCUACUUUUUCAAUACGUCAUGCUGAGUUUUGCGGAUAUAGUUACGUUGGGAGGGUUGCAAGAGUUUUUCUAUAAAGAAGCUCCAACGAGCAUGAAGAGCAUGAGUGUAGCAUUGGGGUGGUGCUCUAUAGCAAUGGGUUUCUACCUUAGCUCACUUCUUGUGGAGGUCACAAAUGCCAUCACAGGAAGGCUUGGACAUCAAUGGUUGGGAGGGGAAGAUCUUAACAAAGCUGGACUUGAGUUGUUUUAUGUGCUUCUAUUUGUUCUUAAUACUCUUAAUCUUCUUAACUAUGUAUUUUGGGCAAAGAGAUAUUGA